Messenger RNA from Boeremia exigua, 2233 nucleotides. Its product is annotated as Alpha/Beta hydrolase protein. The transcript has 2 exons. Bases 366 to 2051 code for a protein of 561 amino acids. The record is from RefSeq and is a predicted model, not a curated record. NCBI's taxonomy places the organism in Eukaryota, Fungi, Ascomycota, Dothideomycetes, Pleosporales, Didymellaceae.
CACAUGUUUCACGCCUCAAUUCCGAAGCCUUCCGAUCGGAACCAGCACAGUCCUCAGCCGUCUCAUGGCGGGCUUGCUUAGCUCCGGCGUCGGCGCGUUUGGCGGGGGUGCCAGCUGCUGGUGGGGUGGACGCCGGCAGAUGUCAUCGGAGCGUUAAGCGUUCUCCCGGAGCCUUCGGGUUGUGACGACGGAGAUGUUUUCGGGCUGGGUUUCGUGCUUCGUGGAUUGCUUCCUGGAGUAGUUUCCUGGAUCACUCUCUGACAUCUUAGUACCUUUGUGAUUGAAUUGUCGAAGGACGUGUAUCUGUGUUGCGAUUUGAGACUGCAAUACCUCACGCUUCGACUUGUUGCUACGCCGUACUCACAAUGGCGGCCAAAUCCACCCCAGGCAUUCUGUACGUGACGAUGCAGCCGAAAGAAGGGCUUGCAGACGCGAAGUUCCACGACUGGUAUCAGAAUGAACACGGCCCCAACCGCCUGCGUCUGCCGUUCUGCAACAAUGGCUUUCGCUACCGCGCCACCGAUCUCGACGCCCCAGGCUCGAAGGAGAAGCCCGAGUGGAUGGCCAUCUACGACUUCGACGAACUCGAGUGGCUGGCGCGCGAGCCCUACCAGCGGCUGCGCAGCGCACCCGUGCAGACACAGCGCGAGCGAGACACCAUGGCGCAGAUCUUCGUUGACCGCCGCUCGUACGACUUGCUAGGCGAGUGGUCUGGGCCUGACUUCGCGGACUUGCAGAAGGUGGAGGGCGAGGGCGUGCAAAACGUCAUGAUUGCGGUGAGCUUCACGCUGCAGGACGGCGAGGGCAAGGAGGACGAGAUCAAGCGGUGGUACGAGGACGAGCACGUGGGUCUGCUGCAGAAGGUUCCUGGGUGGCGCCGCACCAGGCGCUUUGUAACGAGCUACAUGGAUCUCGAGGCGAACCCGAAGCUGCAGAAGGAGUUCCUCGCGCUGCAUGAGUAUGCGCCGGAGAACGGGCUGGCGGGGCCCGAGUUCAAGGCCGCGACGACGACGAAGUGGUGCGAGAAGAUCUACGCCGACGUCGUCGCCGACCGCAAGCGCCGCGUGUACGAGCUGUACUACACGUUCGGUGCGGCGCAGCGCGAUCUCGCGUCGCUCAGCUCGCCGGAUGCCGUGCCCGCGGAGAGCGAGUACGGGCUGUUCAAGACAUACCCGGCGCACGCCUCGCCCUCCAAGCGCGCCGUCAUCGAGAGCAAGAUCACAACGCCCGACGGCGUGCACCUCGACUACCGCCUCGAGGGCAGCGCCGACCCGGACGCGCCGCUGCUCGUGCUGAGCAACAGCAUCCUCGUCGACUACACCAUCUGGGACGACUUCGUGGAGCACUUCAUCGGCCUGGCGCCGCAGUACCGCGUGCUGCGAUACAACACUCGCGGCCGCACCGCGCUGCCCAGCGACUCCAUCACCCCCGUCACCAUCGACGUGCUGGCCGACGACGUCAUCACGCUGCUUGACGCCCUGCGCGCAAAGACCGCCAGCAUCGUCGGCGUCUCGCUGGGCGGCGCCACGAGCCUCAACGUCGCCCUCGAGUACCCGCAGCGCAUCACGUCCUUCAUCGGGUGCGACACGAACGCAUACGCGCCGCCCACCAACGCCGCAGCGUGGAACGAGCGCGUCGCGAUGGCCGAGAAGGAGGGCCUCGUAUCAUCCGGCGAAGCCGUUGUCGGCGAGGAGCUCGCGGAGAUCACCACGCGCCGGUGGUUCGUGGCGGAGAGCUACGCGGACGCCGGGCUCGCGCCGAAGCUGGCGCACGUCAAGCAGCUGGUCAAGACGAAUUCGCUGGCGGGCUUCCGCGCGGGUGUGCGCGCGCUGCACGCGUACGAUAUCCGCGGCAAGAUGGCGGCGUACGAGGGCAAGGGCGCGUUUCUGGUCGGCGCGGGCGACGGCGUGCUGCCCAAGACGAUGAAGGAGAAUAUGGCGGAGAAGCUGGGCAAGGGCGUGGAGCUGAAGGUUGUCGAUGGCGCGGGCCAUUUGCCGAUGGUCGAGAAGCCGGCUGAGGUCGCGCAGUUUGUUGCGCAGUUCCUGCAGUAGAUGUAUUGAAUAAAUCAAUAAAUCAGAUGGACUUACAAUAUGUCGAAUCCCAUGUCGUGGCCGCACCAGGUGAAAGAAUAAAAAAUUCGCAGCGACCAGCAUCCCAGCAGACACAUCCGCUCUCACCUCUCCGUGAAGCUCGUGUGAGAGUGCCGUUUGCCCGCCCAACAGACACCUUCAAC